CUGAGCUCUUGUGCUCUGUGUGCACCUUCCCUUUUGAGGAGAUCGACAGAUGUGUUGAUUAUUACAAAGGUUCUCAUCAUGAGUUUCUGCUGAAUCUCUGUUCCCGUGUGAAGGACAUUGAAUUUGAAACAGGGAGAAUCCUCUUGCCUGCACUUAAACCAUUUUACCAGUCAGGUCCUGGAGAAUGGCUCAUAAACUUCAUGAAGAUAAAGGUCUCCAUCUUCCUCGAAGUGCUGAAACUUCAAAAACAGAAGAAACCAGUAGAGAUCUUCCUAUUACCAGAUGAAGAGAGAGAAGUGAAGAGUUUCAUUCAGUGUUUGCCCUACAUCUCACAGCUCAGAUUCAAUGGACAGUGUUUGUUUUUUGAUACAAGAGGAGUGUUCGAGUUCCUGCUGGAUCUGAGUGUGGCAGCAGCUGUGUCUGAUUCAGCUACAGGAGAGAGUUUCUCUGAGCUCUUGUGCUCUGUGUGCACCUUCCCUUUCGAGGAGAUCGAUAGAUGUGCUGAUUAUUUCAAUGGUUCUCAUCAUGAGUUUCUGCUGGAUCUGUGUUCCUGUGUGAAGGACAUUGAGAUUGAAACAGGAAGAAGUAUCUUGCCUGCACUUGAGCCAUUUUAUCAGUCAGGUCCUGAAGACUGGUCAAUAGACUUCAGCGCGAUAAAGGUCUCUAUUUUCCUUGAAGUGUUGAAACUCCACAAACAGAAGAAACCAGUACAGGUGUUAACAUUGCUAGAUGAAGAGAGUGAAGUGAGGAGUUUCCUUCAGUGUCUGCCAUACAUCUCACAGCUCAGAUUCCAUGUAAAGCACAUAAUAUUUCAAGAAGAAUUGUUCAACUUCCUGGUAGAUCUGAGCAUAGCAGCAGCUGAAUGUGAAGCAUCAACAGGCGAGCGUUUCUCUGAGCUAUUGUGCUCUGUGUGCAGCUACAACACAUUUUCAGUCGGGUCUCGUUAUCGCUCCAUUGAUGAAAUUAUGAAUCAGACUGAUUUCCUGUUGAAUUUUUACUCCUUCAUUAAGGAGUGUGAAAAGAAAACACACAGAUGUGUCUACCCCUUAUUCCAGUCGGUGUACCAGUCAGCUCCUGCGGUCUGGUCCAUAGAUAUUUCUCCCAGAGGCCUCCCAGAGAGAAAGGCUUCCCUCCUCGUAGAAGUGCUGAAACCCCAAACACAGAGGAAACCAGUAGAGCUGAGAGGCUGGUCAGAUGAAGAGAGUGAAGUGAGGAGUUUCCUUCAGUGUCUCCCCUAUAUCUCACAACUGAAACUCCAUCAUGACUGUGAUGGGAAGCUCUUCCUAUUGGAUUGUGCAGCUGUUGGGUCUACAGAGGAGCUGAUUCAUCUGGUUGAGUUACUGGACAACAUUGAGCUGAAACAGCACUUGUUCAGCAGUGAAUGCAGGUCUUUGGGUCGAGUGCUUAGUGUGGCCUCUAAACUGGACCUCACCCUGACACCUAAACACAUCUCUCUCAGGGGAGUUAGGCUGCUCUUCAGAGGAGUCAGUGAUCUACAUAAACUUAGGUUGAAUGUCACCAUGGUGAUGAGACUGGCCCGAGCGAUGAGGACGGGGAGAGGUUUGGCUCCAGUCUCUGUUGAGGAGCUCAGUCUGGACCUCGACAGUAAGAACUUCUCUCAGAGAGCGCUGUCCAGGGUCCUGAGCUGUCUGGCUCUCCUCCUCAGGCUCUGGACGGUCCAGUGUCUGGAUCUGACAUCUUGCAGGGUCGAAGGUCACUCUCUCAUCAUCCUGCUCUGUCAACAGGACCCUCUUAAACUCAGGCUGAGUACGGAAAAUAUGCAACAGCUGUUCAUGCUGGUGUCUGAUGUACAGGAAGUGGAUAUCAUUGAGUCCUUCCUCAACAAGGUUGGAGGAGACCUGACCUUGUGCACUUUGACCCAGGAAGUGCUUCUCCACCUGCUGCAGCAUCACUCUGGACCUGUCACCGUGGACUUCAGGAAGAUCAAGAUCACUGAGAAGAAUGUUACAGACCUCCAUCUACUGGACAGGAUACAGUUCAAGAGGCUCACCCCAGGAUUCAUCAUGUGCAUCAUCAGAGAGAUCUACCAGAGUCGUUGUCCUCAGUAUGUGAGCAGCCUGCUGAGAUCUACAGAGAACCACAUCAACCUGACCACCAGAGGCCUGGAUGCUGCUGACUGUGCUGCCCUGAGUUUCACCUUACAGCACAGCCAGGGCGUCAGACUCAACCUGAUGUGGACCUCCAUACCAGAGGGGGAGCUAGAGAGCCUCCUGCAGCUUCUCAGCAAUGUCUCUCAGCUCAGUGUUGACAGGCAGCUGCUGUUGAGGUUCCUCCACUGCUGUGAGUCCUCAGAUGUCCAGCAGGGGGCAGCAGCAGCUCUUCUUCAGGCUCUGCAGCACAGACUGGACUUCUCCUGCUCCUCUGCUAUGGACCUGACAGAAGAGACACAGGAACCACCUCUGCACCUGAGACCUGAGGACUGCAGGGUCGUCUCCAUGGUGAUCCAGAGGGUCAGCGUCGACCCUGAGCUCAUGCUGAUGGACUGUGAUGUGGAGGAGGCGGGGCUAGAACACCUAUUCUCUGUUCUAGAGGGAAUCCGUCUGAGGUGCAGUAAGGGCCAGCUGUUGCAGCUCCUGACGCUGGUGUGUGUCGGCUCUGAGAGAGAGUGUGUGAGGAGAGCCGUGUCUCUCUCCCAUGCUGUGGGUGGGGAAGUGGACCUCAGUCACACUGUGCUGGACGCUCGGGCCUGUGGAUCUCUGGCGCUGUUUCUGGAAUAUUCUGAGGGGCUGUCAGAACUGGACCUCAGCCACUGCCAGCUCACAGACCAAUGCCUGGAGCCACUGCUCCCACAUCUACACAAAAUACAGUCCCUGGAUCUCAGUAACAACAGCAUCACAGAUGAAGGGGCUCAUCUGAUCCACAAGACUGUCAAUGCAGCCACAUCCAUUCAGACCGUAAGACUCUUCAACAAUAAGAUUCGGAGAAGAGAGCUCUUCCAGGGAGAUGCACGCUUUGAGCUGUGGUGACCCUGUAGGUGUGCUGAUAUCUCCUCUGGAUUUGACCUGACGUGUUCAAUACUCACACCAUGCCAUACAAUGCACAGAAGGAAACACAAACACAUAAUAUAUCAGGGCAACGUGCUGUUGGAGACAUUUCAGGGAUGCUCAAAUCUUUCAAAUACUUUACAAUAAAUAUUUUUCAUGUUUAGAAAUGUACUUAGUCUUACUUUAUCCGUUAUGCCUUACCAUUUAUCUGAUGCUGAAUUGUGCAUAUUCUUGAAAUCCAUACUGCUGAUGUAGUUUCUGUUUUAUUCCUGGAUGGAUAGAUGAUUUUAAAGGUUUUGCAUGACAUGAUUUGUUUUCUAUUUUUUCUUUAAAAAAAAGAGAAAAAAAACCUUGCCAUGGUAAUGGUAAUGUACUGUAAAAGGAAAACAUUUAAAAUGUUGGUCCAUUUUUAGUGUAUAGGAAGACAUAUUGGUUCCUAUUAUACAAUCUUUAGUGUGUUAAGACAUUUUAUGGGUUCUAUGGGUCAGUAACUCUCAGGUAAAGAAAAUCUUUAUUUUUAUGUUUAGAAUUAUAUUUUGUUUGACCUGUUUUUAUCUGCUGUUGAUUUGAACGUAAUCAAUCUUUAUAGCCAUACUAUAAUGUACUGUAUGUUAUUUUAUUUCUGAACAAUGGUUGGAUUAUUGCAGUCUCUGCAUGUCAUGACAUUUAAAAAUCUUCCUCUCUGUUUCUUCACCACAAUGGUUAGAAUGUACUGUAUCUCAGCCAAACAUGUACUGUUGUUAUGUUAUGUUGGAAUGAUGUCAAAUAUUAUGUCAAUCAAUCAUCCAUCUGCUGAGCAGUGAUCAGUUUGUCCUCAUGAAAAUCACUUCAGUUAUGCUGAGAGGGGUUUUCAUCAGUGCCAUUACCAAUAGCUCAAAGAAGCUUUACUGUACACUCUGAUACUUGAAGUUGUAAAGGCCUAUACUAUAACAGUGUAACUUUAUGUGCCGUCAUUACUAUGUAUGGAUAGUUUAUAGAAGUAUGUUCAUUGUGAUGCAUUGUGGAUAGUGUACUGUGUUUUUACAAUGCUUUAUGGACAUGUUCACAAUAUGGAUACAGGAAUUUGGUACUUUACGGUUUACUCAUGUUACUGUUUGAUGAAACUGUAUUUAUGAUAACUUGAGUUUUGUAUCUCAAAGGUUCUGGCACAAACAUUUACAGCCACCCAGCAGAUGGUAUGAAAUGUGUAAUGAGAUCAUGUGUUUGAAUCUGAACGUUUGCCUCGGACUCGGUCUCGGACUGAACUGUGCUGCAGGACAGUAAUGGGAGUAGUUCAACAGGGAGGACAAGAUGCUCUACAGUCUUGCACUGUAGUGUACAAUGUGUAAUGUGUUUGCUACAUCAAUAAAAACAGGAGUCUUUAAUAUUCUAUGUCUACUUUGAUAGCAUGCUGCUCGUUGUCUCCAGAACCUGUUUGAUGUAGUAGAUCAUGGAGAUACAGCUACACUCAGUUCUGCAUGUCAAUAGCAAAAUCCCAAAGUCUGUCUAAGCUCAGUCAGAACCCCCUCAGACUUAACUGAGAUCCGUCGUAAGUGAUCAAGCUUGCGAGGGUGUAAGGGUUCAAAACGCUAAUAACAGAAAUGGGACU
Sardina pilchardus (European sardine) is the source of this 4593-nucleotide messenger RNA. RefSeq lists its product as uncharacterized. The coding region runs from base 201 to 2987 and encodes 928 amino acids. The transcript is spliced from 11 exons. The record is from RefSeq and is a predicted model, not a curated record. Gene Ontology annotation, molecular function: protein binding. NCBI's taxonomy places the organism in Eukaryota, Metazoa, Chordata, Actinopteri, Clupeiformes, Clupeidae.